GGGGGGGGGGAACGAUGGCGCCGGGCCGGCGCUGCGCGCUGUGCCGCCAGAGCUUCUUCACCGGCCGCGGACACGUCUACAGCCGCAAGCACCGGCGGCAGCUGCAGCUGGCCCUGGCGCGGCUGCUGCCCCAGGUGGAAGCGGCGCGCAAGGCCAUCCGUGCGGCCCGCGUGGAGCGCCCGUCGGGCGAGGAGCGGGAGCGGCGCUGCUGGUGCCCGUGCUGCGCCUGCGAGGUGCCUCGCCACGUCGCCCACGGGGCCCUGGCCGUGCCGCACGCCGGACUCCUCCAGCACCUGGCCAGCCCCGAGCACAAGAAAGCCACCAACAAGUUCUGGUGGGAGAACAAGGCGGAAGCCCAGCUGAAGGAGAAAUUCAUCGUCUCCCCGCAGGACUACGCGCGGUUCAAGAAGUCCAUGAUCAAGGCCCUGGACUCCUAUGAGGAGAAGGAGGAUGAAGUGAUCAAGGAGAUGGCAGCCCAGAUCCGGCAAGUGGAGCAGAGCCGUCAGGAGGUGGUCCGGUCCGUGUUAGAGCCUCAGGGGGCCCUGGACCCGGGAGAGGGCUGCUCCGCCCUCUGCGACUGGCCUGGGCCGGACAGGGAAGGGGCUCAGACGUCUAAUGCACAGCAACCCCCGGCCCUGCUGAGCCCCCCGGAGCUCGACUGGAUGGAAGCGGCGCAGCCCCUGACCUUUAUCGGCCACCAGGAUGUUCCAGGGAGGGGCAACGUUCACACAGGGGCCACGCCGCCCUGGCUGCAGGCCGAGGACUCUGCCCCGGCACCUUCACGGGAAAUUGGACCGUCCUACGAGGAGUUUCUCAGGGAGAAAGAGAAGCGGAAAGUGAGGCAGCUUCCCCCGGGGCGGGUGGGGGCCAACUUUGACCACAGCUCCAGCACGGACGCGGGCUGGCUGCCCUCCUUCGGCCGGGUGUGGAACAAUGGGCGGCGGUGGCAAUCGCGCCAUCAGUUCAGAGCGGAAAGCGGGGCCCGAGGCGCCCGAGCCCACAGAGUCAAGAACUGAAGCCCGAAGCCAGUCAGCCAAGAUUGCUCCCUCUCUCUGUUAUAGCUGUAAAUAAAAGCAUCACCUCCGUU
This is a messenger RNA of Ornithorhynchus anatinus (platypus), 1087 nucleotides long. RefSeq names its product centrosomal AT-AC splicing factor (gene CENATAC). Bases 15 to 1016 code for a protein of 333 amino acids. NCBI's taxonomy places the organism in Eukaryota, Metazoa, Chordata, Mammalia, Monotremata, Ornithorhynchidae. The record is from RefSeq and is a predicted model, not a curated record. The transcript has 11 exons.